UCACAAUCGAAUUGCCUGUUGGCCGGUGCGCCGCUCAUCCUAUCGAAGGAAAGGUCUCUCUUUCUCUCUCUCUCUCUCUCUCUCUCUCUCUCUCUCUCUCUCUCUCUCGCUCGCUCGCUCGCUCACUCGGUCGGCUAGCCACGUGGCGGGCCUUUUUGUUCAUCUGAGAUUGUUAUGGUAGGAUCUUUGUCACGUUGUUUGGCGGAGGAGGAGCGGGAGAAGGAGCGGGUGGCGGGGUCGGAAAAGGAGGAGUGGGAGGAGUGGGAGGAGGGACCUAAAAAGGUGCAGGGGGAAACGGAAAGGGCCGGAAGCGUCGUGGGAAGAGGAGCGGAAGGAGCGGGAGGAGCGGCAGGGGGGAAACGGGAGGGGGUUAGGAGCAGGGGAAUGAGCACGAGGGGAAAUGGGAAGGGGCGGAGGAGGUGUGGGAAGGGGGGUGGUAGAAGGCACACGAAGAGGAGCGGGAGGGGAAACAGGGAGGGGGUUAACGAACGUGUGAGAGGCGGAGGAGUGGGAGGGGAUAUUGGUGGAGAAGAUAUAGGUGGAGGAGAAGCAGGAGGAGCGGGAGGAGGAGCGGGAAAAGGAGCGGGAGGAGAAACGGGGGAAAGAGCAGGGGAAGCAGCGGGAGGAGCAGCAGGAGGGGGAGCUGGAGAAGGAGAGGGAGGAGGAGAGGGAGGAGGAGAGGGAGGAGUAGCAGGAGGAGCGAGAGCGGGGCUGUGGCGGGAUCUUUGCUAUGGCGCGGGAAGAGGAGUGGGAGGAGGGGGUGGAGGAAUGGGGGGAAGAGCAAGAAAAGCAGCGGGAGAAGGAGCAGCAGCAAGAGAUGUGGGAGGAGCAGCAAGAGGGGGAGUGGGAGAAGGAGAGGGAGGAAGAGAGGGAGGAGGAGAGGCAGGAGGAGCGGGGAACAAGCGGGAGUGGGGCUAUGAUGGGAUCUUUGUAACGUUGUUUGGUGGAGGAGCGGGAGGAGGAGAAGUGGGAGGAGCCGGAGAGUGAGCGGGAGAAGGACUGGGAGGGGAAACAAGAAGGGGCAGAGGACGCG
Molecule: messenger RNA, 1033 nt
Organism: Chara braunii
Lineage: Eukaryota; Viridiplantae; Streptophyta; Charophyceae; Charales; Characeae
Source: the annotation of a GenBank genome assembly